CGGGUUAAUACUCCCCACCACCACAAAGAGGUAUUUGAGGGAUGGAGGCCCCGGAGGAAGUCCUUUAGGACCAAUCCCUCGGCUAUCCCAGAAGGAUCGUUCUUCUCUAACCCACUUUUGUCUCCACCAGGUGCUGCCAUCAGCCUCAUCCUCAUGCAACUAAACGUUGAGACGUCCGAUGCCCUGGUUGACAGGCAGGAUGCAAAUGCACAGGCGAGUCGGGAUCGCCCGCCUGCGUCGUAACACUGAUCGUCACCGCACCCUGCAGUUCUCCAAUAUAUAACCACGCAGAAACUAUGUCGUAUCGUCUCAACUAAAGUUGGCCACUGCACGACCAGACGAUGAAUGGCCCGAGUCCCAACAAACCGCCGACACAGAAGCGAUUGGCUUGUGACCGCUGCCAUGCUCGGAAGUUGCGCUGUCUGACAAAGACAUCGACGACACGAUGCUCUCGCUGCAUGCACGAUGGUUUCCCUUGUACAUAUAGCCCCCCACUGAAGUCGGGCCGGCCGAGGAAGGCCUCUCUAGCUGUGGACAAUAGGAGCUCUCAAGGCCAGCGAGGGGAGACUUCACCCUCUGAGGAAUCGAGUCUUCUCUCCGGUACCCGCAGUGAAAGUAUCUCAAGCAACAUCACCACCCCGCUUCCGGAUAUGACACAAUUCGAUGCAGCCUGCGACUUGAGCUAUCUUGCUCCUGAUUCGGAUUUUCUCUGCCACAUGGACUUAACUGGUGGCCUUGCAUCGAGCUCUCUGCCUUCGACAUAUCCCGCGACCUUAGACAGCUCUUCGUGGCUCGACUCUUUGAUACACAACGAGCAGCUGAUCAUCCCCGACCAAAGUCCAGAGAAAGCCCCAAAGGGCUGCAGUAGAGGGGCGAACGGAGACGACGACACGGGGAGUCCAGUGAUCAACCAACUCGAGCCAAUGGUAGACUCCUGUGCCAGCGACGGAAUCUCCGAUCUUGUCCAAACACUGUGUCGCCUGCAACAAGAACUGGCACACCUGAGACGACCCUCACGCGGCGAUGGUGGCGGACCAAGCACGACGCCACCAUCGCAAACUUCACCGAACCCCGUGGAUGCCAUACUGCGGCCGGGACAAGAGCUGGUGGACACAGUACGCCAACUCUUUGACGAGUGUUCCAAGGAUCGAAGCACGGAAUCGCGGCGGCAAUUGAGCUGGGAUCGACGGACACUUCUUCCUUUAGUGUUCACCCCACUGUCGUUGCUGCUCUCGACAUACGGCGACAUGCUGCAAGAGGUCACGACAGUCCGGCCCCAGAGUCGCCAUGCAGCAGACCCAGUAGAUCACGACCGCCCGGGCGCCAAACAUUCUUUCAUAGCAUCUUCUUCUGGUGCAAGGGAGUGCGGCCAAUAUCAACGGCAAUAUCACGACAGGAGCUUUGCCCUGCCACCUUCACCUUCAUCUGUAUCCCCCGUCCCUCAUCAACCCUCCACCCUUAUCCCUGGAAACUUCAAUUUAUCACUGGGAGAGAUGAGUCUCGAUCGCCCUCUACAGCUCAUUAUCGUGACGACGGUAAUCAAACACCACCUUGCUCACUUGGAGCAUGCCCUACACGUCUACGAAAAGUUUCACAUGCACGAGUGCGAGUUGAGUCCCUCGGAGGGGUUUAUUCUCUCCGCUCUGGCGGAGAUAAGGUCAUACACGAGGUUGUUGAUCUCAGAAACAUCCAAGAUUGUACAGUAGCAAUACACAAUAUCCAAUAGUUAAUACCAUGGCAAAAGUGGCCACGUCAAUACCCUUGCGGAAACCGGGUAGGGCUGAGGCUAGUUCGGAGAUCAGCGCGGAUCGGACGGCUAGCAAUGGGCUGAUCUUGGUGGGGAUGUUUCAGGCAUCAGGAAUCUGCAAG
Molecule: messenger RNA, 1869 nt
Organism: Ilyonectria robusta
Lineage: Eukaryota; Fungi; Ascomycota; Sordariomycetes; Hypocreales; Nectriaceae
Exons: 1
Coding region: 342-1706 (454 amino acids)
Biological process (GO): regulation of DNA-templated transcription
Molecular function (GO): zinc ion binding; DNA-binding transcription factor activity, RNA polymerase II-specific
Source: RefSeq, a predicted model, not a curated record